AUGUCAUCUCCAAGGCGUCGCUCUCUCCGUCUUCAAACAGUCGAACACAGCGAUAUAGAGACCCCCAGAACUAAACCCAUAUCAACUGCCGACAUCAUAAAUGAUAGUCAGGAAAGGACACCAAAGUCUGAGUCUCCAGAGGCCCCUGUCAGGUUGCAAACUGCCAAGUCCCCUGUCAGGCUGCCAACCUCCAACUCCAAGUCCAGCCGCUUCAGCUGCCUUCGUGGACAAGACAGCCACGACCUUGCCGACACACAAAUUGCAAAAAGGCUUCACUGGUACAUGCGCAGAUCCACAAUGGGCAAGCGCGUAGGCGAUGCCUCUCGAACUGUCUUGCAACUUACCGGCAUGUGGCCAUGGGAAUUCGCCGCCGGCUUCUUACCUAAAAAGUGGAAUAUCAACAUGCUGGAAGAUAUUAGAAGGCUUCUAAGAAGUGUUUGCAAAAGCGCUAGAACUAAUGGUCCUGGGCCUCACACAAAGAUUGUUCAAAACUUUCUCCUGGGGUGCGCAAAGAAGCGCGAUGCUCGCCAUCCACGUCUCCAACAUGGCGACGUGCUGGAUGCCAUCGACCAUUUCAGCGCAGAUUUUUAUACAAAAAGAGAGGUUAUAACGCCUGUCACUACUCCACCUGUCAGACGUCGGGCAGGGCAAAUAACAGUGCGGGGGUCCGAUGAGAGAAGCGGCAGUGAUGAGAGCCACGAUGAUCAAGACGAAGCUAUCGAGAUACCCGAUUCAGAGAGCGAAUGGGAAGAUUUGACCGGCUUCGAUUUUGAGGAUCAUGUUGAACCAGAAACGGCCACUGUGGCUGUGAAACGCUCCAGGUCACCUUCGUUGGGUGCUUUGCUGGAGAAGCGUCCACGUACAACAGGUCCAAGCAAUCCAUACCACGGCACGAGUGCUACAAUACUUCAAGAUCCAGCACCGUCGAGCAAUUCACAAACUGACAUACUACCAACACAACAUCCAAGGGACUUUGCAGAUCUUGUCGAUGAGUUUGAGUUUAUCGAGAGCGAAAAGCAAAAAGAGUUCAACAAGGUCACUCAUUCACUUCACGAAGUCACAACCUCAAUACAAGAAAGCGAGGCCAAUGAAACAAAACUAGGCAGCGAAAAAGUUGAAAAGCUAUGCACAGACGUCAAAGCAUACGAAGUCGAGAGGGAGAAAAUAAUGAAAGGCAUGCGCUUCGUCCAGGAGCACCACGAGGAUAUGGCCAUGAGCGCCGACGACCUCGAAAAGUCAAUACACAAGUACACAAUACGGCUCGAAGAGUGCGACCGGUUGAUCGCCCAAGCAAACAUGGAUGCGUUGGACGAGCUAGAAGCUAUUGCGCAAAAGGACUUUGACCUGCGGGCUGAAGAGAAGCGGCUUAAGUCUCGCGGGCAAGAGCUACUUCGAGAGGUGAAGUAUUCCGCCGCUAUAAAAACAAUGAUGAGACUGGGGCCGUCUGGGAUGGUGACACUGAUAGCCAAACUGGAGACUAAGAAUGUUUCUCUCAUUGCUAUGGCUGAGGAUAUUAUGAGACAGCGUACUGUUGCGUCUCUGGGUAAUAUCUUUGAGAACGACGGUGCACAGGAGCAAAGACAAGCUGUGGAAUGA
This is a messenger RNA of Fusarium graminearum PH-1, 1596 nucleotides long. RefSeq lists its product as uncharacterized. The coding region runs from base 1 to 1596 and encodes 531 amino acids. NCBI's taxonomy places the organism in Eukaryota, Fungi, Ascomycota, Sordariomycetes, Hypocreales, Nectriaceae. The transcript is spliced from 2 exons. The record is from RefSeq and is a predicted model, not a curated record.